CCCCGUCUCGCUACAAAUCAUCAGCAACUCUCGUCUCUGUCGCUUGUUCCAGCUCGUCAACCGCUACUAAUUGAUUUGAAAAGGCAGAAAUAACUUAAUUGUUUUGCUAUGGCGAGUGUUUGCACUUUGCGAGUGCGGCAGAUACCGAGUCAGGCCCAGAUCAGUCUCCGUCGUCAUGUCUCGAGCGUCAGACUUCGCCCCUCGCAACUAGUUCGCGCAUGGCUGCCACCGCAUACCUCUCUAAUCUCUGAAAGUGCUGGUCUUCUCACCGAAAGAAGACUUAUAAAUUCACAGAACGUGUACAGUGGCUCUAGAUCACUCCGGCAUUUCUCCAUUCUAUCCUACAGAGCCAGCGAGCAACUACCACCUCGAAGGUUCUCUGGCGACGAGCGAUUCACAGAAGAAGAUCUGAAAGAAGCGAUACUUUCCUCGCACACAUUGCACGGAAAGUCGUUUUUAUCAAAGUGGCUGUCUACCCUACUGAUUGCUGGCACAUCGGUGGUGGUGGCGGGCUAUUUUACUUAUCGAAUACAUUAUCGCGAUCAGGCAGUGUUCCUCCCUUUAUGGGCGAAGCCUUACGUCUUUGAGGAAGUCCUGUCUCCCGAGCAGAUACAGACACUGAGAAACUUGACCGAAGAUGCCCUCCUCGGCGCCUUGGCAUACAAAGAAUCAGUAGGUGCAAUGCUAGGACUACCAAUAAUCAUCGAAAAGAUGGAGGACGUCAAAUUCUCGUUUCCACCAGACAGACCAAAAGAACACGUCAUUGUGGGAGUUGAGUUUUACCGUGAAAAAUCGGACCAGAUUUUCCCAAGAAUACGAUCAAGUGUUCGAAUCCUUUCAAUCGAAGAUGCCUAUUCAAGGCUUGUGACGCCGUUCGCCAAUGCAGUCGGACUUGAUGGUGGAAGCGAUAACGAAAGAGAGCCUACAUCUGCAGUUCACGAGCUUCUUGAUGGACUGGAAAAGUGGAAAAAUCGAGUGUGGGUAGACGUGAACGGAACAGCAGUGGUUCAUGGCUCUUUCGUGAGAAAUCAAAACAAAAGCGAUGGAGAGGAGGAUAGUCAAAAGCACUAUUGUGUCGUCAAAUUCAAAGGCUUCCUCGAUCUCGAGCGUAUGAACGUGGUAACUAUACAGAGCGGCGAGCUGAUAGCAUACGAAGAUGGAAAAGAGUCAAGACGAUUAGAAUGGUGAGCAUUUUGGUAUAUAUCCCAACCUCUUUGGGCUCGCUAGCUAUCUUACAUUUUGUACAUAAUUCCUAAAUUA
Messenger RNA from Myxozyma melibiosi, 1260 nucleotides. RefSeq lists its product as uncharacterized. Bases 109 to 1188 code for a protein of 359 amino acids. The record is from RefSeq and is a predicted model, not a curated record. The transcript is spliced from 2 exons. NCBI's taxonomy places the organism in Eukaryota, Fungi, Ascomycota, Lipomycetes, Lipomycetales, Lipomycetaceae.